AUGCAGAGCGUAUCGGAGCACCUUCGCCGGCUGAGCGCGUCGAUCAAGUGGGGCUCCACCCCAAUCGAUCAGGCGAAGGAGCUCCGAUUUGAUGAAACCGAUAAAGCAGAGACAAUGAGUUACAGUAGCUACAGAACUAGCUCUGCUCCAUCUCGGGGCAGAGGUUUCAGUACUCGUGGUUCUUUCCGUGGCAGAGGUGGUGGUGGUGAAGGUUCUAAUAGCUCCUGGAACUCCACUUCUCCUAGAGGAAGUCGUGGGGGAUUUUCUGGCCCUUCUCGAGGUCGUUUUAAUUGGUACAAGGAACAUUCAUCAAGCUUUGAUUCACGAAGGAGUUAUGGGUCAGGUGGAUUCACUGGUGGUGCUGGGGCCAGUGGUGGAGCUGACCGGUACUCUAGCCGAGGAGGCAGAGCUGAGGAUUCGUAUAGACGAUCAUAUCGUGGAGAUGUAUCAGAUUACUCAUCUCGAGAUCAUAGCCAUCACAGGUCUCCUGAGUCUCAACGUAAAAGAAUGAGGACAGAACAUUCAUAUGUACAGGCUUCAUCUGGCCGCCGCAGUCAUGAAGGUAGCUACGGGGGAGGCACAGACUACAAUAGUCGCUAUAGUUACGAGGACAAAGGGUAUGGGGAGGACAGAAGCAGAGGGUACCGUGAGGAGAGGCGGUCUGCCGGGAGUUUCAGGGACCGCUCCCGGGAAGAGUAUCCACACAGAAAGGCGGACCAGCUGGACUCAGGCAUGCCUCCCCCCUCAAGCGGCCCUCCCCGCCACGUGUCCUCCCCCCGGGGCUCCUUCAGGGGCCGAGCGAGUAGCCGUGGUCCAAGAGGCAUGUCGAGAUUGACACUUGCUCGAGACAAGUGGCGGACGGAUCCCAUUCUCGCCAGGAAGAGAAGUGUUAUGGAUUCUUACUCAGUCCGUAAACGAAUUCUUUCGUCCAGAGCACAAGCUGAUUAUCUGAGGAGGCUGAAGAUUCAGAAGCUCCGGAGGAUGCGUGAACUUGCUGCUAAAAAAGAAGGCAAAGGUGAUAAAGAUGGAAAAACUGCCGAUGAGAUCAGUGACGGAGAUGAAGAGGAGGAUGGUGAGUUGGGAGAAUUAGAAGAUUGGGAUACUGAAGUGAAGAAGGAAGGGGAGGAUGAAGAUGAUGAUGAAGUGGCUGAAAAGGUCGAAGAAAAACCAAAAAUAAAAAAAGAAAAGAAAGUGAAAACUGAGGAGGAACGUGAAGAAGGUGAAGAGGUUGAUGAAGAGGAAGAGGAGGCUGAAGAGGAGGAAGAAGAUAAAGAAGGAGAUAAGGCUGAUACUCCCAAAAAAUCUGAGUCUAAGAAUGGAGGAGUUCAUGUGACCAUUAAACAAGACUCAGAUUCUCGUGCAGUAAGUGAAGAAGUGAAGCGUACUACAUUCCAUGGCAAACCAUUUAUUAGACUAACAUGUCCUCAUUGUUUUAUGAGGUGUAUAACAUUCAAGGAAUAUUCCAUGCAUUUGUACUCCUCAAAGCAUAUCAUUGCAAUGCGCAAGCAGUCGCUACAAUUAAAGCAAACACUUGCUCGAAUGCGUAUGACCCAGAGGCAGAAGCAAAGAAUUGUUGAGGAAAACGAAUCAGCACAAGGUUCUUUGUCAUCUCGAACUAGAUUCUGUCCAAUCUGCAAACUUAACUAUCGCCAAUUUAAGACAAAGCAUCAGAUAUCAGAUUAUCAUAGAGCAAUGAAGAAAUUUCUUAUGCCAUACUGCCGAAUCUGUCGAAUUGGAUUCAAAUCACCAAUGCUUUUUGAAAAUCAUAUUUGUUCCUUGGAACACAUCAAGCGUGAAGCACGUAUGAAAGAAAGUAUGCGAUUCAGGGAAAGAUCCAGGGAUGAUGGUAGUGGUAUUGAGGAUGAAGAUAAGGAAGUGAAUUUGGAUAAUUUCAUGACUUUGGAUUCUGUAGGAACUGUAGAUGAUGAUGGUGACGAAGAAGGUUCAGAAGGCGAGGGUAAGGGCAAGAGUGACAAGGACAAAAAGGAAAGUGAGGAGAAGAAGAGGACGGAAACUAACUUGGGUUCUGAGUACAUCAAGAAGGUGGAAGUAUUAUUCUGUGAGAUGUGUAGGUCGUACUUGCCAAGGCUAGAUCAACCUGAAAGAGCUUUGUCUAUCCAUUGCCGAUCUCGACCUCACUUGACCAGAUAUGUUCGAUAUCGUGAUGAUCGUAAUCUUCGUCGUGAGGCUGAACGUGUACAUCAGCGGAAGGAGACCAAAGAGAAUGCAGAUGGAGAAAAGUCAGACAAAAAGAAGGAAGCAGUGACUGAGAAAACUAUUGAUAGCACCACUGAAAAGGAAGGUGGUAAGGAUGGAGAUGUUGAAAUGAAGGACACUGAAGAUGGGGAAGAUGGUGAUGCUGAUGCCUCCCAGGAAGUGGCAGGUGAAGAAGGUGGUGGGGGCCAAGCAGGAGGGGAUGCGGCUGAAGGUGGAGAAGAGCUCGAUCAGGAAUUGGAAGCUGGAAUGGAUGACAAGCUGUGGGAUGAUGUGGAUAAAGAUUUGGGAGAUUUGCUCAGAGAAGUGGAGCCUGGCAAUAAAUCAUCUGAUGAAGAUGAGGACUCACGAGCAGAAGGAGGGCGAUAUGACAGAUUUCGAUACAGUGAGAAAGGGAGCACAGGUCCUCAUGCAGAAGGUGAUGCACCUGACACCACGAAAGCUGCUGUAGAUGGAGAAGGAGAACGCAAGUCUGAAGCUGCUGAAGAGGCCCCUGCAAAAGAAAUCAAAGUUGAACCUAAAGAUGAAGCAGAUCCUCAGCCUAAAAAGCAGUCUCCUAGUGGAGGUGCAGUUUCCUCCGCUCCAGUGGCAGUGACAACAAAUUAAUCUAUCACUUGUAUCCUGGAGUACCUGACUUGAUUAACAGACAAGUCCUUGAUUCUGCAUGUAUGUCAAAGGUCCUUCAUUUAGCUAUUUUCACAUUUUAUCUCUGGAAUAUAGAAAAGCUUCUUGUUUAAUGUGGUUAAAAUGUUUAAAUGGAGUAGCUGGUAAGGUGAUCUGAAUGUUUUGUAAAUGUCCAUUAACCACCUGCUCAUAGUUUUACAAUAGCUGUAGGAAAUUAGGAAGUCAUGCUAUGUGUAGUAGUCGUAGAAUUAUAAGAGGCUCUACACUGGUCUAAUUAUUCCAAAAGAUUUUACUUGCUGUGUCAGAUGUGCAUUUCAAUUAGUUGUAAUAUUUUGGACAUUGUAAUGAGAUGUACAGAUCAUUUGGCAAAGGAUAGUUCUUGCCAUAAGUGACCCGUGUUGUAUGCUUGUUUCUGGUUUGUGUACUCGAGUGAAAAGUUUAAAUAAAUAAAUUCUAAGUGCCAGUU
Gryllus bimaculatus (two-spotted cricket) is the source of this 3304-nucleotide messenger RNA. Lineage: Eukaryota; Metazoa; Arthropoda; Insecta; Orthoptera; Gryllidae. The record is from the annotation of a GenBank genome assembly.